CACUGCAAAGGAGUUCACAUCAAAGGCGGCUGCACAGCAGUAGCUGAACGGCAUCACGGUUGUUCCAAAGACAACCCCAAAGAGGGGCCUUAGUUGCGCCUCCCCAAAGUUGCUGGCUAGCUUUGGCCCAGUGUGGGAAUGGUUUUUGCGACAGCAUGGAUAGAGGACCGUCAAGGGCCCCUUUUGGUCACUUCCGAAGAGCAAAAACGUGUCGAGAGGAGGCCGGUUUAAGAUUUCAAACAGCACCUCCCCAGCGCGCAUGAAAGGACUUGAUUAGCAUAUGUCAAGAGGACCCGCAUAUAUACUCGGUGUGUAUGUACACAGGACUCUGAUCUGAUCAGUUGGCGGAGUUGGAGCCUCAGCCCCCGGUCCCAGCCCCAGGCCCAGCCCGGUAUUGGCAGCGGCAGCUAUAGAUGUUUCUGCAAAGCCAGCAGCCGGCUCCCACCCGCCCAAGGAGAGAAGAUCGCUCCAAGACAGUGAAAACUCCCCUGCUAUCUCAGUGCAAAGUCCAGUCAGCGACCUCACAGGAGUAACCGGGCCUUUUUGCGCUUGUUUUGCUAUAUUUUUCCUCCAGUCACUCCCCCAUCCCCGCUACAUUUUUUUUUUCUGGGGGGGGGGGGUCUUUUGUCUUCCGGACCGUCCGCCUCUCCCUCGGGCCCCUCCAUGGCUCCCCUGGCCGAAGUCGGGGGCUUCCUCGGCGGCCUGGAGGGCUUGGGCCAGCAGGUGGGCUCGCACUUCCUGCUGCCUCCAGCAGGGGAGCGGCCGCCUCUGCUGGGCGAGCGCCGCGGCGCGGCGGAGAGGGGCGCCCGCGGCGGGCCCCGGGCCGCGGAGCUGGCGCACCUGCACGGCAUCCUGCGCCGCCGGCAGCUCUACUGCCGCACGGGCUUCCACCUGCAGAUCUUGCCCGACGGCAGCGUGCAGGGCACCCGGCAGGACCACAGCCUCUUCGGUAUCCUGGAAUUCAUCAGUGUGGCGGUGGGACUGGUCAGUAUUAGAGGUGUGGACAGUGGUCUUUACCUUGGAAUGAAUGACAAAGGAGAACUCUAUGGCUCAGAGAAAUUGACUUCUGAAUGCAUCUUUAGGGAGCAAUUUGAAGAGAACUGGUAUAAUACCUACUCAUCCAACAUAUAUAAACACGGAGACACUGGCCGCAGUUACUUUGUAGCGCUUAACAAAGACGGAACCGCGAGAGACGGUGCCAGGUCCAAAAGACAUCAGAAAUUUACACACUUCCUGCCCAGACCAGUGGAUCCGGAAAGAGUGCCUGAAUUGUACAAGGACAUACUGAUGUACAGUUGAAGCGUGAUAGUGUCUUUACAGAAGAACCAAACUACGACCAUUCUUUCUUGUUACAGUUCUCACCGUGAAAUAACCCAGGAAGACCCUCAGAAUGUUUUCUGGCGAGAGACUGACUUUGGAAACGAUAUUGAGAACGGACAAAAAAUAACCCCCACAUGUUGACUUGAAGCAGAUCAAGACCUCUCUUUAUACGUGGAUUAAGUUCCCUUAGGUACACUGGGUCAGUCCUUACUGGAAAAUUCAAGCUGAAAAUCUGUUAAACUGUGGAUAAUGGGAACCCCACCUAGUUUGCUGCUGGUACCUCACCUCUCUGGAUUAUGUUUACUUUAAAAGUUACAUUAUAAAAUAGACACUUCAUGUUGAAGAAAUAAAUCAACGCAGUUGGCCAAAAUUAUUGCUACAUAAAUUCUGAGGACCUUGUAAGAUUUUGCAGGUUAUGGAGUUACAUGUAAAAAACCCGGAUGAAACGUGGACUACGGAACAUGCAUGCCAAGACGGAACAUUUUUUUUUAAGGAUGGACCUAUUUAUACAUUUCACUUUGCAAAUAUUUAUUAUAUAUAUUUAUUUAUUGAAGAGUUUAUUUUUUACUGGUAUAUGAAGAUAAUGCAAAGGAAAAAACAACAACAAAAAUUCCUUUACCGUGCCAUUGUCAUGAUGUCCAGAGCUGUAAAGAAGACAUCAUUUUUGCAACAUAGUAAACAUAGAAUAAAAUCUUGAAUUUCUUUUUAAGAAUAACAUAGAGCAUAGACUAUAUAUAUUUUUUGCAGUCAAUUACCUUCUAAGUGUAACAAUGGUUCCUUUGCCUUAGAAAAAUGCUUUAUCAAGUUGUAUUGAAUUCAACACACAUUCAAAAGGGAAUUAAACACUUUUUAUUUUGUGUUUUGUUCUCAUUGCUUUUUAGAUUAAAGUUAUCUACUAAUAUAACCUACUUGUUAAAUGACAAGAUUCUAAGUUCCCUGGGAAAAAACUUUGAUAUUUAGAGAACUUCUAAUGUUGAAAAGUAUCAAAUAUUAUAGGCAACUUAUGCUCACUUAUUUUUGUUAUAUCUCCUGUUUAGUCAUUUAUUCAGGAAGUAUUCAUUAAAGCCUACUAUACAGAGGACACUGUUAGGCACAAAGGAAGUUGGUGGUCAAGACCCAAGUGGGCCCUUCAUGGAACUUAAUGUCCAGUAGGAGAAACAGAUGGCAAAUAAGUCAUCUGACAAAUAAAUACCAUUAACUGUGCAUUGUGAUGUGCUCUAUGAGGAAAGCAAGUUUCCGACACAGAAAACAGCAAAUUUAGAUAGGGUGAGUGAGGCAGAGAAGGCUUC
Molecule: messenger RNA, 2609 nt
Organism: Acinonyx jubatus (cheetah)
Lineage: Eukaryota; Metazoa; Chordata; Mammalia; Carnivora; Felidae
Gene: FGF20
Product: fibroblast growth factor 20
Exons: 3
Coding region: 664-1299 (211 amino acids)
Biological process (GO): fibroblast growth factor receptor signaling pathway; regulation of cell migration; positive regulation of cell population proliferation
Cellular component (GO): cytoplasm
Molecular function (GO): growth factor activity; fibroblast growth factor receptor binding
Source: RefSeq, a predicted model, not a curated record